AUGGCUAAUCUGGAAUCUUUCAAAGUCAUCAUAGCUGGUGGAGGCGUCGCCGGCUUAACCUUAGCCAACGCUUUGGAGAAAGCCGGUGUUGACUUUCUACUCCUCGAAAAAAGGGAAAUUGCUCCCCAAACCGGAGCAUCCAUCAUUUUGCAAUGCCAUACCGCGAGGAUAUUCGAACAAUUGGGUAUUUGGAAGCAGAUACGCGCCGCGACGUUUUCGCUUACAGGUCGCUUCCAUUUUGACGAGCGUGGAAAGUUGUUUGACGAUUCGCCUAUUUUCAAGCUGGUGGAAGAAAUCACCGGAUGGCCCGUAGUCUUAAUAGAACGCCAGUCCUGCCUGGAUGUGCUGUAUAAUGGCCUCGAAGACAAGUCUCGAAUCCGCACUAACGUCGGCGUUGUAUCUUUUGAGGAGGACGAACACGGCAUAACAGUAAAGACGGACCAUGGAGAUAGCAUUAGGGGUAGUAUACUCGUCGCGGCUGACGGUGUCCAUAGCACAAUCCGCGGUUUUCUAGCUAAUGCGGUGUCCGAAACCGAUCCAGAAAGAUCCCGAUGCCUUAACAGAGGGUUCACCUCUAGCUAUAGAGCAAUCUUCGGCACAUCGACGAAUGGUCUAGAAAGCAGCUUGGCACGGCCUUUACUACCCGAAGGGAUUAUUAACCAUGCUUACCACAGAAAUGUCUCUGGCAUCACAGCGGCUGGAGCUAAGGGGCUCAUUUUUUGGUUUCUAUUUAUCAAGGAAACCGAGCCUUCGAUCGCACUCAGCGGCCAGAAGUAUACGGAGGCUGAUGCCACGGAAACUAUCAAAAAGUAUGGAAAUCUAUUGGCUUGCCCCGGUUAUACGUUCCACGACUUGUGGAGAGCCAGGGUUCGGGCAGGAAUGGUUCCUAUGGAAGAGGGAGUGAUACAAGGGCCCUGGAACAACAGUGGCAGAGUUGUAUUAGUUGGAGACUCCAUAUGCAAGGUAAGCAACCUAGCCGUCGAAGCUGUUUGCAACCUUGUCAAUGGGCUCGUUCCUUUGAUACGAAAACAUCGAUCGCCUACGACCAAAGAUAUCUUGGAUGUAUUCACUAGGUAUGAGAAAGCACAACGUCCGAGGGCCGAAAUCUCGGUCAAAACAUCGCAUUACGUCACACGUUACGAGUCGAUGGACUCGCUCUGGUUACGAUUCUUGCGGUGGCUUUCUCCUUGGAUUCCCACAAGUUACCACGUCAAAAGCUUCCUUGGCUAUAUGAAACCUGCGCCUUUUUUAAAUUUCUUGGCGAAUUCCAAUCCAGGCCAAAACGACGGUGCCGGCAGCAAAUAA
Molecule: messenger RNA, 1305 nt
Organism: Daldinia caldariorum
Lineage: Eukaryota; Fungi; Ascomycota; Sordariomycetes; Xylariales; Hypoxylaceae
Product: FAD/NAD(P)-binding domain-containing protein
Exons: 4
Coding region: 1-1305 (434 amino acids)
Molecular function (GO): FAD binding
Source: RefSeq, a predicted model, not a curated record